Dryobates pubescens (Downy woodpecker) is the source of this 3247-nucleotide messenger RNA. It is a transcript of the gene AP4B1, whose product is annotated as adaptor related protein complex 4 subunit beta 1. The transcript has 10 exons. Bases 23 to 2245 code for a protein of 740 amino acids. Gene Ontology annotation, biological process: intracellular protein transport; vesicle-mediated transport. Lineage: Eukaryota; Metazoa; Chordata; Aves; Piciformes; Picidae. Gene Ontology annotation, cellular component: membrane coat; clathrin adaptor complex. Gene Ontology annotation, molecular function: clathrin binding. The record is from RefSeq and is a predicted model, not a curated record.
AGUGUCAGGCCGGUGCCGGGCGAUGCCGUACUUGGGCGGCGAGGAUGCGGUGCGGGAGCUCCGCCGGGCCCUGUCCAACCCGCACGUACAGGCGGAUCGGCUGCGCUACCGCGCCGCUGUCCUGCGCGUUAUCCGGUAUAUGGCGCAGGGCGCGGACGUGUCGGGGCUGUUCCCGGAGAUGGUGAAGGCGAGUGCGGCGGCGGACGUGGUGCAGAAGAAGCUGGUGUCGUGGUACCUGCGGGCGCAGGCCCCGCGGCAGCCCCAGCUGGCGCUGCUGGCUGUCAACACCCUGCGCAAGGACUGCGCGCACCCCAGCCCCGCUGUGCGCGGCCUCGCCCUCCGCAGCAUGUGCGGCCUCAGGAUGCCCGGCAUCCAGGAGUACCUGCAGCAGCCCCUGCUGAGCGGCCUGCGGGACAAGGCCUCCUACGUGCGGAGAGCGGCCGUGCUAGGCUGCGCCAAGAUGGUGAAGCUGCAGGGAGACUGCGAAGUGGAUGGUGCAUUGGUGAAUGAGCUGUACAGUUUGCUUCGUGAUCAGGAUCCUAUUGUAGUCGUGAACUGUCUGAGGGCCCUAGAAGAGAUCUUGAAGAAGGAGGGAGGGGUUGUUAUCAACAAACCCAUUGCCCAUCAUCUCCUCAACAGGAUGCCUGAUCUGGACCAGUGGGGGCAAAGCGAGGUGCUCACCUUCCUGCUGCGGUACAGACCCCGCAGUGAGGAGGAGCUCUUUGACAUACUCAAUCUGCUGGAUGGCUUUCUCAAAAGCAGCAGCCCCAGCGUUGUAAUGGCAGCCACCAAGCUGUUCCUAGUGCUGGCCAGGGAGUACCCACAUGUGCAGGCAGAUGUUCUGGUGAGAGUGAAGGGACCACUGCUGUCUGCCUGCACCUCUGAGAGCAGGGAGCUCUGCUUCACUGCACUCUGCCACGUCCGCCAGAUCCUUGGUAGCCUUCCUGGUCAUUUCAGCAGCCACUACAAAAAGUUCUUCUGCUCAUAUUCAGAGCCCCACUACAUCAAAUGCCAGAAGAUGGAGGUGUUGUGUGAGCUGGUGAAUGAUGAAAACGUGCAGCAGGUGCUGGAGGAGCUGAGAGGCUAUUGCACCGAUGUGUCGGUAGAGCUUGCCCAAGGAGCCAUCUUCGCCAUAGGCAACAUUGCCAGGACAUACACGGAGCAGUGUGUGGGGAUCCUGAGCGAGCUCCUGGGGCUUCAGCAGGAGCACAUCACAUCAGCGGUGGUGCAGGUGUUCCGGGACCUGGUGUGGCUGUGCCCCCAGUGCACAGAUGCUGUCUGUCAGGCACUGCCUGGCUGUGAGGACACCAUCCAGGACAGUGAGGGCAAGCAAGCACUGAUCUGGCUCCUGGGCACACAUGGUGAUAAAGUUCCCAAUGCCCCCUAUGUUUUAGAGGACUUUGUGGAGAACAUGAAAUCAGAGAUGUUCCCAGCAGUGAAGAUGGAGCUUCUGACAGCACUACUGCGACUAUUCCUGUCUCGUCCUGCUGAGUGUCAGGACAUGCUGGGGAGGCUCCUCUAUUUCUGCAUAGAGGAGGAGAUGGAUAUGGCAGUACGAGACCGUGGAUUGUUCUACUAUCGCCUUUUGCAGUCUGGUGUGGAAGAAGUUAAACGAGUCCUGUGUAGCCCCAAGUCUGACCCCUCUCUGGGGCUCCUGGAAGACCAAAGCAAGCAGCCUGUGAAUACAUGGGCUUCAGAGUUUAAUACUCUUGCACCAGUUUAUGGCAGAGAACGCUGGGCACUCAUCACUGCUCACCAGCCAGCAGAACCCUCUUCCACUUGUUCUUCUUCUACUGACUCCAGGAGCAGAGACACAGAGUCCCUGGUUUCUGAAGGGAAUAAAGAAGUCCUCAAGGUUCAUCCUGAUACAGGCAGCCUGACCUUAACUCCUGAUAUUUACCUGACUGCAGAACAGUUUGAGAAGACCUGGCUGAGCUUGGACGUGAGCUGUCACCUUUCUCUGCCCUGGAGCGGGAGCGUGGAUCCAGACACCAUACAAACAGCUCUGCACGUUGUCCACAUCCAGACCAUUGCUAUGAGCAGAGCUGGUCUCCAGCCAUGGAAGGCUUAUCUCAGUGCUCAGGACGAGGCAGGCUGCCUCUUCCUCACGGAGCUGCUGCUGGAGGCAGCGGGGUCAGAGAUGCAGGUGUCGGUGAAGCAGAGCGAGGCGAGGCCAGAGGCACUGCAGGCCUUUGUGGCAGCCUUGAGGACAGUCAUGGGGGCAGUCGCUGGGCUGGGGCCCUGACUGGUCGCUGCUGCCAGUAGGAUGCUUGCUCAGGGCACAGGAGGAUUUUAUUCCCUGGCUUCAUUUGCCAAGCCUGAUGCUGUGUUUGCACUCCUGAGCUGUGGGUGUGGGCAGCCUGUUCCUGGCUGGGCAAGCACCAGCCGAGUAGGGGCAGCUGCAGCUGGGUAGUGGGACAGGGUGAGGGGUCUGCCCUUCCUCUGCACUGGGGGAAGGACAAAGUAAUACACUGGUGAGCCUGAUGCUUCUGCUUGAGUCACACCCGUGGUGGCAUUUCUGAUGAUUGUCACAAGACACUGAUGUGACAGAACCAGGUAGGAACAAAAUUCAGAGAUGUGUUUUGGAGAGGGGUUUUUUUUUCUCAGAAGUUGUAAAUUAUCCAAAAGUACUUCAGGGACUCCUUGACUCUGCUGCUUACCUCAUGUUCAGAGGAACAGUGCAAUGAAGAGAGAAGUACUUAGUUCUUGGCUGCCUUUACCAGCCAUUUAGUUCACAUGUAACAGAUUUUGAUGAUAACUUCAGUUUUGGGUGAAAGGAGCUGUGCUGUGUCUGAGAUGGGAGGGCAGGGUACCUGUGCUUGCUGGAACAGGCAUGUUUCUCUUUUGAGAGAAAGAAGUCUAUUUUCUAGUUGAAAUGUGUUACUGUGGUGAUGAAUCACUCUCUCUAAAGUUCCCUUCUCAGCUCUCUGUGACCAGGGCAGGUUUUGUGAUGUAUUUGCUGAGCUUGUGUGGCAUGGGCUUUGUAGUCUGCACCUGGCAGAGAGCUGCCUGUUCUUGUUAGAGGAAGAAUUGCUGUUUAGAUAAUUAACCUGGAUGCAAUAUUACAUUUUUGCUGACACUGAUUUUUACCAUGACUGGGUAUUUAAAGGUUUGUUUUCUGUGCAGUGCUCUUAUCUGUCAGUGCUGUUACCCUGUCCUUGCAGUGCCCUGCACGAGGUGGAGCAGUACUGUAGGACUGAGUUGUUACAGCUUCUGAAGCUGUGUUCUGGCCAGCAGGGCUUGUGUU